Molecule: messenger RNA, 1869 nt
Organism: Insectozyma verbasci
Lineage: Eukaryota; Fungi; Ascomycota; Pichiomycetes; Serinales; Debaryomycetaceae
Source: the annotation of a GenBank genome assembly
AUGAAUGUAUUAAAGUUACAGAAAAAGUUCCCUAUAUUAGAUCAAUCUGAUAUAUUUACUAUAAUUGAAGAUUUUAGAUCAAUUGAUUUAGAUGAAAAAGGUUGGGUUGAAAAAAAAGAUGUUAUAAAUUCAAUUUCAAAAAAAGGUAAAUUUACUUACGAUCAAGCAAGAGAAACUUUAAAACAUGUUGAUGUAGAUGCUUCUGGUCAUGUAGAAUUAGAUGAUUAUGUCGAAUUAAUUGCUAAAUUAAAAGGAGGAAAUGAAGAUGACUCGUCAAAUACAAAUGAUAAUAUUGUUAGCCCUGGCAAAAUCAAGAAAAAAGCACCACCUAUUCCAACUGCAAAUGCUAAAAAUAAAACAUAUAUUGAAGGUAAAACGUCAGGUACUACUCAUACAAUUAAUGAUGAAGAACGUUCAGAAUUUACAAGACAUAUUAAUUCGGUUUUAAGUGGAGAUAUUGAUAUUGGUGAUAGAUUACCUUUUGAUACUGAAACUUUCCAAAUUUUUGAUGAGUGUAGAGAUGGUUUAGUAUUAUCUAAAUUAAUUAACGAUUCCGUACCUGAUACAAUAGAUACAAGAGUUUUAAAUUUACCAAAAAAGAAGAAAUUAAACAAUUUUCAAAUGAAUGAAAAUGCAAAUAUUGUUAUUAAUUCAGCUAAAGCUAUUGGAUGUGUUGUUGUUAAUGUUCAUUCAGAAAAUAUAAUUGAUGGUAAAGAACAUUUGAUAUUAGGUUUAAUUUGGCAAAUAAUCCGUAGAGGACUUUUAUCCAAAAUUGAUAUUAAAUAUCAUCCUGAAUUAUAUAGAUUAUUAGAAGAUGAUGAAACAUUGGAAGAAUUUUUAAGAUUACCUCCAGAACAAAUAUUAUUAAGGUGGUUCAACUACCAUUUGAAGAAUGCUGGAAGUCAAAGACGAGUUGCUAAUUUUUCAAAAGAUGUAUCUGAUGGUGAAUGUUAUACUAUUUUAUUACAUCAAUUAGUUCCAGAUGUCUGUGACUUAUCUCCAAUGAAAUAUCAAGGCUUGGAAAGGGCUGAAAAAGUAUUAGAUAAUGCUGAUAAAAUUGAUUGUAGAAAAUAUUUAACACCAACUUCAUUAGUCAGUGGAAAUCCAAAAUUAAAUUUAGCUUUCGUUGCUAAUUUAUUCAAUACCCAUCCUGGUUUAGAAGCAUUAGAAGAAGAUGUUAAAAUUGAAAUUGAUGAAUUCGACGCUGAAGGAGAAAGAGAAGCUAGAGUAUUUACAUUAUUCCUUAAUUCAUUAGAUGUUGAUCCAACAGUUAUAAAUUUAUUUCAUGAUUUACAAGAUGGUUUAAUCUUAUUACAAGCUUUUGAUAAAGUUGAACCUGGUACAGUUUCAUGGUCUCAUGUGAAUAAAAAAACAGGAGAUAGAGAUUUAAUGAAAUUUAAAGCAUUGGAAAAUUUAAAUUAUUCAAUCGAAUUAGGAAAAUCUUUAGGUUUUUCAUUAGUUGGAAUUGAAGGUGCAGAUAUAAAUGAAGGUAAUAAAUUAUUAACUUUGGCUUUAGUCUGGCAAUUAAUGAGAAAAUCAAUAACUCAAACUAUUGGAGAUAUAUCCGAUGCUGAGAUUUUAAAAUGGUCAAAUGCAAAUGCUGGUGAUUCUAUUAGAUCAUUUAAAGAUCAAAAAUUAUCCGACGGUAUUUUUGUUUUAAGAUUAUUGAAAAAAUUUAAUAAUUUUGAUUGGGAUUUAGUUCAUGAGCCAGCAAGAACCGAUGAUGAAAAAUAUGAAAAUUGUAAAUUGGCUAUUUCCGUUGCUAGAAAAGUUGGUGCUUUAAUUUGGUUAGUUCCUGAAGAUAUAGUUGAAUUAAGAUCAAGAUUAAUUUUCAGUUUCUUUGGUUCAAUCUACAGUUUAUAUAAUUGA